AUGAUCUCACUCCUGCCAUUGUUGCUGGGGUUCAGCUUGGGCUGCACUGGAGCAGGUGGCUUUGUGACCCAUGUGGAAAGCUUCUGUCUGUUGGAUGAGGAGGGCACGCCAAAGGAUUUCAUGUAUUGUAUUUCCUUUAACAAGGAUGUCUUGACCUGCUGGGAUCCAGGGCAGGCCAAGAUGGCCCCUUGUGAAUUUGGGGUGCUAAAUGGCCUGGCUGUUGACCUCUCAGCAUACCUCAAUCAACAGGAAAACCUGCUGCAGCGCUUGAGCAACGGGCUCCAGGACUGUGCCACACACACCCAGCCCUUCUGGGGACCACUGACCCAAAGAACAAAGCCUCCAUCUGUGAAAGUAGCUCCAGUCACUCCUUUUAACACGAGGGAGCCUGUGAUGCUGGCCUGCUAUGUAUGGGGCUUCUAUCCAGCUGAUGUGAUCAUCACAUGGAGGAAGAAUGGGCAGCCCAUCCCCUCUCACAGUAAUGCCCAUAAGACUGCUCAGCCCAAUGGAGACUGGACAUACCAGACUCUCUCCCAUUUAGCUUUAACCCCUUCUUAUGGGGACACCUACACCUGUGUGGUGGAGCACAUUGGUGCUGUUCUGCCCAUCCUUGAGAACUGGACACCUGGGCUGUCACCAAUACAGACAGUGAAGGUUUCUGUGUCUGCAGUGACUCUCGGCCUGGGCCUCAUCAUUUUCUUUCUUGGUAUGAUGAGCUGGCGGCGAGCUGGCUCCUCUGGUUAUACUAUCCUCCCUGGGUCCAAUUAUCCAGAAGGUAACAUCUCUAUUGGUCUUCUUGUCUACUAG
Orycteropus afer afer is the source of this 807-nucleotide messenger RNA. Its product is annotated as HLA class II histocompatibility antigen, DM beta chain. Gene Ontology annotation, molecular function: MHC class II protein complex binding. Gene Ontology annotation, cellular component: late endosome membrane; MHC class II protein complex; lysosomal membrane. The coding region runs from base 1 to 807 and encodes 268 amino acids. NCBI's taxonomy places the organism in Eukaryota, Metazoa, Chordata, Mammalia, Tubulidentata, Orycteropodidae. Gene Ontology annotation, biological process: positive regulation of T cell activation; immunoglobulin production involved in immunoglobulin-mediated immune response; peptide antigen assembly with MHC class II protein complex. The record is from RefSeq and is a predicted model, not a curated record. The transcript is spliced from 5 exons.